Molecule: messenger RNA, 2299 nt
Organism: Neoarius graeffei (lesser salmon catfish)
Lineage: Eukaryota; Metazoa; Chordata; Actinopteri; Siluriformes; Ariidae
Gene: b4galt7
Product: xylosylprotein beta 1,4-galactosyltransferase, polypeptide 7 (galactosyltransferase I)
Exons: 6
Coding region: 528-1481 (317 amino acids)
Biological process (GO): proteoglycan biosynthetic process; carbohydrate metabolic process
Molecular function (GO): xylosylprotein 4-beta-galactosyltransferase activity
Source: RefSeq, a predicted model, not a curated record
CAAUGAAAAUAGCCAGCGUGUGAUUUUUUUUUUCUUUUUUGCCGCACUGUGUCAGUUUACACUAUUGUACACGGAUGUGACGGUAUACAAAACAGACCGCGCUGUGUCUUAUUAGGCAACCAGUUUUGUAAGAGGCAAUAAUUUGUCUAAUAAGGGCUACAAAGGGUAUAGAUUAGUUGAUUGUUGCGACUUUAUGGCCGGUUAGCGGUGCUGCUACGUGUCGGAACUUGCCUGGUUUCAGGCAGCCACAAAACCCUGUGACUUAUUGAUGGUCGAGGAAGAGCCGCAAAAUAACAAACAUUAAACUAGAAACCCUGAAAUUCCGCAAAGAUGAAGGAGAGCAAACAUCAGGAUGUUUUGCUAUUAACGAAAGAGACGGGAAGCAGGAAAGGGGGAACUGGGAAAGAGCUGGGUUUAUAAUGUAGCCAGCUGGAGAUCCCAGUUUCAGCCAGCAGUGCUGUCCGUGUGUCUGACUACUGCAGGCAAAAAGUCUCACAAACAACAGUCACGCUUUUAAUAGAACCAAGAUGAUGUACUCUUCCCGGAGAAAACCAGUGCUCUACUUUAAAGAGGACAAAAGAUUUUUAUGGAAAAAGUGCACGGUGCUGAAGCUGUUCGGUCUCUGCAUGGUGCUCGUCCUUGGCUCUCUUCUCUGGCUGCAGCUGAGCUGUUCAGCUGAUCUGAACCAGGCGCUGUUGGCUGAUCAUCCGCCGCAUCAGCCGUGUCCUUUAGAGAGACACAUCGCACCCGUUGAUGACUCCUCAUGGGGCCCUCACAAAAUGGCCGUCAUUGUUCCCUUCAGGGAGCGUUUUGAAGAACUUCUUAUUUUUGUGCCGUACAUGCACGCUUUCCUCAACAAAAAGAAAAUACGACACAAGAUUCUCGUCAUCAACCAGGUGGAUCAUUUACGUUUCAACAGAGCCUCUCUCAUCAACGUCGGCUACAUGGAGAGCGGAAACGAUACAGACUACAUAGCGAUGCAUGAUGUAGACUUGCUGCCUCAAAACGAAGCUCUAGACUAUGGAUUCCCAGAAGAGGGACCCUUCCAUGUCGCUUCACCAGAGCUUCACCCACUGUAUCAUUAUAAGACAUAUGUAGGAGGAAUUCUGCUGCUUACCAAGAAACACUAUCAAAUGUGCAAUGGAAUGUCCAAUCGGUUCUGGGGUUGGGGAAGAGAAGAUGACGAGUUCUUCAGAAGACUGCGAACAGCAGAACUGCAGCUGUUCAGGCCAAAAGGAAUAACCACAGGGUACAAAACGUUCAGGCACAUUCACGACCCUGCCUGGAGGAAGAGAGACCAGAAGAGGAUAGCUGCACAAAAGCAGGAACAAUUUAAAAUUGACCCAGAGGGUGGUCUAACCAACCUGCGCUACAAGGUAGAGUCUAGACAGGAACUGAUGAUCAGUGGCGCCCCCUGCACUGUCAUCAGCACCUUGCUGGAGUGUGACAUCAGCCAAACGCCCUGGUGUCAGUUCAGCUAACACGCCUGGCCUGCUGAUGCUCUGUGCCAUGAUAAUGCCAUUUCUCUAUGUAUAGGGUUACUGCUGUGGACAGUUUUGCAUAAAUAACCUGGUUAUUUAACUGGAAACGCCGAAAACAAGACACAGACAGACACUGAGGUUUUAUUGCUACCGGACAGUAUUAUGAUGAUCUUUGAUGAACCUGCCGCUGAUUUACAUGGACAGAACUGAACUGUCGGACCUUUCCGGUACUGCACUGAGAGCACGUUAGCAGUGUUACUACUAAUAUGAGCUUAAUGAUAUGAAUUUCACAAGAUGAGUUUCAAACUGGUGAAGCUGUAGCAGUGACAUUUUCUUGGAUUCUUUCUCAUGAUGCAGUAAUUAACAUUUUAUUUGUGGAUGCUGAUUUCAGAACUGACUUGAUGCUCAUGUACUUAAAAUAGGUUGAAGGUACUUUGAGGACAUUUGCACACUUCAUAUUUAUAUGAGAAGUCUACUUAGUUUUUAUACCAUGUUUUAUCCCAUUUCUAAAAGUUAGUUGGUUUGGGCUAGAAUACAAUGAAUGAAUGAAUGAAUGAAUGACACUGCAUGUCUGCAGUAUUGAGAGUUAUACUAUAAGAAGAGAGGAACAUGCCUGCAUUCUCUUUAACAAGGACGCCUAAACGUCUCAACCUCUUUAGGGUAAAGAUGCAACAUGCUGUGAUACGGAUGUGACGGUCACUGGGGUAAAAUUAAAUUUUUACAACUUGGUCAAAGAAUGUAAGUGUUGAAUGACUACAUUUUGACAAGAGCAAGCUUCAAUCACUUUCAAAGCUGGAUUAAAUGGGAUUAUUACAAGA